CUGCCGAGCUGGUGGCGGGAAGGGCUGCAGAGCCGCCCCUGAGGGCUGGUGGCUCCGUGGAGCUCCGGAGGACCCACGAGGAGUGGGCCUCAUCGUUUUGUCUUGACUGUCUCUAUCUUCCUUCUCUGCUGGCUGGUCCUCCGGUGUAUGGACUUGUACAUGAUGAACUGUGAACUUCUAGCCACUUGUAGUGCCCUUGGGUACUUGGAAGGAGACACUUACCACAAGGAACCAGAUUGUUUAGAGAGUGUGAAGGAUUUGAUCCGCUACUUGAGGCACGAGGAUGAGACUCGGGAUGUGCGGCAGCAGCUGGGGGCAGCCCAGAUCCUGCAGAGUGACCUUCUGCCCAUCCUUACCCAGCACCGGCAGGACAAGCCUCUCUUUGAUGCUGUCAUCAGACUGAUGGUGAAUCUGACCCAACCAGCCUUGCUGUGUUUUGGCAAUGUACCUAAGGAACCCAGCAUGCGGCACCACUUUCUACAGGUGCUCACUUACCUGCAGGCCUACAAGGAGGCCUUCGCCAGUGAGAAGACUUUUGGGGUCCUCAGUGAAACCUUGUAUGAGCUGCUGCAGCUGGGCUGGGAAGAACGGCAGGAGGAAGACAACCUGCUGAUUGAGCGGAUCCUGCUGCUGGUCAGAAACAUUCUCCAUGUUCCAGCCGACCUGGACCAGGAGAAGAGCAUCGAUGAUGACGCCAGUGUCCACGACCAGCUUCUCUGGGCAGUUCACCUCAGUGGCCUGGAUGACCUACUCCUCUUCCUGGCCAGCUCUCCUAAUGAGCAGCAGUGGAGCCUACAUGUGCUAGAAAUUAUCUCUCUUAUGUUUCGUGACCAGACCCCUGAGCAGCUGGCAAGAGUAGGGCAGGGGCGCUUAGCUCAGGAGCGGAAUGCGGAUGUGGCAGAACUGGAGCUGCUGCGCCAGCGAGAAAUGGCAGAGAAGAAGGCGCGAGCCCUCCAGCGAGGCAACAGGCAUUCUCAAUUUGGGGGCUCCUACAUUGUCCAGGGGUUGAAAUCCAUAGGGGAAAGGGAUCUCAUCUUUCACAAAGGCCUUCACAAUCUCCAAAACUACAGUUCAGAUCUUGGCAAGCAGCCCCGCAGGGUGCCCAAGCGCCGCCAGGCUGCCCAGGAGCUGUGCACACAGCGCCGCUCAGCCCUCAAUGUGAGGCUUUUCCUCAGAGAUUUCUGCUCUGAGUUCCUGGAGAACUGUUACAACCGGCUCAUGGGUGCAGUGAAGGAUCAUCUGCUUCGUGAGAAAGCUCAGCAACAUGAUGAGACCUACUAUAUGUGGGCCUUGGCUUUCUUCAUGGCUUUCAAUCGAGCUGCCUCCUUCCGGCCGGCCUUGGUUUCUGAGACGCUCAGUGUCCGCUCCUUCCACUUCAUUGAGAAGAACCUCACCAACUACUAUGAGAUGAUGCUGACAGAUCGCAAGGAAGCCAGAUCCUGGGCAUGCCGGAUGCACCUAGCUCUGAAGGCCUAUCAGGAGCUACUGGCUACAGUGAACGAGAUGGACCUGUCCCCAGAUGAGGCUGUGCGGGAGAGCAGCCGCAUCAUCAAAAACAACAUUUUCUAUAUGAUGGAGUACCGAGAACUCUUCUUGACACUCUUCCGGAAGUUUGACGAGAGAUGCCAGCCUCGCUCUUUCCUCCGUGACCUGGUGGAAACAACCCACCUCUUCCUCAAGAUGCUGGAGCGAUUCUGUCGGAGCCGUGGGAACCUGAUGGUCCAGAACAAACGAAAGAAGAGGAAGAAGAAGAAGGUUCUCGAUCAGACUGUAGUUUCUGGUAAUGUGCCAUACAGUGCAGAGGAGCUGGAGGCUUUGUGGCCAGGGCUGGCUGAACAGCUGCAGUGCUGUGCCCAGGAUCCUGAGCUCAGUGUAGACUCCAUGGUUCCAUUUGAUGCUGCCUCAGAGGUCCCAGUAGAAGAACAGCGGGUAGAAGCCAUGGUGAGGAUCCAAGACUGUCUUCUGGCUGGCCAGGCUCCGCAGGCUCUGACUCUCCUGAGAUCCGCCCGGGAGGUAUGGCCAGAAGGAGAUGUGUUUGGCUUUCCAGACAUUUCCCCUGAGGAAGAGAUAGAGUUGCUGAAGCAGAUCCUGUCUGCUCCGCUUCCUCGGCAGCAGCAGGGCACAGAGGAAGGUGGUAUAGAAGAAGAGGAGGAAGAGGAAGAGGAGGAAGAGAAAGAAGAGGAGUUGCAAGUUGUGCAGGUGUCAGAAAAAGAGUUUAACUUUCUGGACUACCUGAAACGCUUUGCAUGUUCACACGUUGUGCGAGCCUACGUGCUGCUGCUGCAGAGUUACCGGCAGAACAGUGCCCACACCAACCACUGUGUUGUCAAGAUGCUGCACCGGCUGGCGCACGACCUCAAAAUGGAAGCCCUGCUUUUCCAGCUCUCCGUCUUCUUCCUUUUCAAUCGUCUGCUUAGUGACCCUGCUGCUGGAGCCUACAAAGAGCUGGUGACUUUCGCCAAAUACAUCCUGGCCAAGUUCUUUGCAUUGGCCAUGGUCAACGAAAAAGCCUUUGUGGAACUGCUGUUCUGGAAGAACACAGCCGUGGUUCGAGAGAUGACUGAGGGCUACACUCUGGAUGGCGGGUCUUCCAGUUGUAGAGCUGCUGCGUGGAGCCUGGAGGAGGAGGCCCAGCUUCGGGAACUGUACCUCACCCAUAAAGAUGUAGAAGGUCAAGAUGUGGUAGAAGCCAUCCUGCCCCAUCUUAAUGCUGCUCGGACACGCAAGCAGGUCAUCCACCGCCUGGUGCGGCUGGGACUGGCCAAUAGUGUCAAGGACUUCCAAAGUAGGAAAGGGACUAACAUCGUAUUGUGGACAGAAGACCAGGAGCUGGAGCUGCAGCGGCUUUUUGAGGAGUUCCAGGACUCUGAUGAUAUCCUUGGUCAUAUCAUGAAGAACGUAACAGCCAAACGCUCAAGGGCUCGAAUUGUGGAUAAACUUCUGGCCCUGGGGCUGGUGGCUGAGCGGCGGGAGCUGUACAAGAAAAGGAAGAAGAAGUUGGCACCCUCCAGCACACCGGGUGCAGAAGGGUCUCUGCAAGACUUUGGGCAAGAUCCAGAAGAAGAAGAAAACUUGCCAGAGGAAGAGAGUGAAGAGGAGGAUGAAAUAGAGGAGUUCUUGGAAGCAGAACAAGCCCAUGGUAACUCAGUCCUCUCAGCUGAGUACCUUGGUCAAGGCCUGCAUCAGGAAGGCUUUUCUGCCCCGCUGCUGUGGCUCCAAAACUGCCUGAUUCGAGCAGCAGAUGACCGGGAGGAGGAUGGCUGCUCCCAGCCAGUGCCGCUGGUGCCACUGACAGAAGAAACUGAGGAAGCCAUGGAAAAUGAACAGUUUCAGCAGCUGUUGCGCAAGCUAGGGAUUCGGCCUCCUGCCUCUGUGCAGGAAACCUUCUGGCGCAUCCCAGCCAAGUUGAGCCCCACCCAGCUCCGCAGAGUGGCAGCUUCUUUGAGUUGGUCAAAGGAGCAAGAAGAAGAGGAGAAGCUACAGCCCGAGUUAGAGCUAGGCAGCCCUGCGGAGCAAGGCCUCAGCGAGGAAGACCAGCGAGAGAACCGGGCAGAAGCCCUCAAGGCCCUGUCAUUAGCUCGGGAAAAAAAAGCGGGAUUGGUAUCACUGGAGGAAAAAGCUGCUGAUGAGAAAGAGCAGCCGAAGGUGGUGCCUAAGAAGCGACAGCUGCUGGACAGUGAUGAGGAGGAAGGAGAUGAGGGCAGAAGCAAAAGCACGCCAGAACUAGGAGCUCCAGUGAUCCAAAAAAAGAAGCGAUAUCAGAUUGAGGAUGAGGAUGAGGAAGACUGAAGAGCCAGGGGCAAGUCAGAGUUGAGAGGACCCAGAAUCUAUUCUUUUUUUUUUUUUUUUUGGCGGAACUGGAGAUUGAACUCAGACCCUUGCGCUUGCCAGAGAAGCGCUUAUUCUACUGAGCCAUCUCCCUGGCCCCAGAAUCUAUUCUUAGUGGAUGCAAACCUGGGCUCCUGAGCUCUUCCGUAGAUCUAGGGCCUGGGAAUUUUUAGUCACCAGUGUUGGAGAGACCGUUUUACAAUCAGUCCUAGUUUUUCCCAGUUUUGGGCGGGAACUGGGGAUUGAACUCAGGCCCUUGUGCAUGCCAGGCAAGCACUUAUUCAGCUGACCUAUCUCCCUGGCCCUCUCCUAGUUUUGUUUUGUAUUCAUAAUGCUGGAAUCAGACACAAGCCCUGCCACAUGCUAGAUCAGUGCUCUACCGUGGAGGUACAUCCCCAGGCCCUCUUCCCCCAUUUUAUCAUUAUGCCCAUCCAGAAGCUCUCUGCAAACUGGCUCCUGGCUUCCAUUCUAGGAUACCUUUUUUUUUUUUUUUCUUUGUUUCUUUCCUUCUUUUUGGUUACUACAGACUCUUAGCAAAUGAGAAGAAAACACAGAAGCCACCCUGGACCCCUUCUUUGCUCCAUUGGUUGGUUGCUUAGUUGGUUAGUUUUGUGCUGCUAAGGACUGAACCCAGGGCAUCUUACAGGCCAGACAAGCCCUGUACCACUCAGCUGCACCCCAGCUGUCUCCACUGCUCUGUUCUUUUUGGCUUUCUGCUAGAGGUGGACCCAGCACCAGAUGGGGGGGCUCUACCAUGAUGCAUUAGGGGGUUGCACUUUUUAGGAGGCACUUCACCCUCCUUUUUCCCGUGAUCGCCUCCUAGUCACCAGAUUGAGUCUAGUUACUGUAAUUGAGGUGGAGCUAAGAUGAAAUAUGUGUCACACGAUGAAUGUAUUUGAUGUGUUUGGCAUUAAAUUAAACAUGUAAAAUUAACAGUUGCAGAUCUCAAGCUGAGUUCCCCAGCUAUGCCCUGCUGGGGUUUUGGAAGAGCUUUAAAAUAUUACAGUUAA
Molecule: messenger RNA, 4838 nt
Organism: Octodon degus (degu)
Lineage: Eukaryota; Metazoa; Chordata; Mammalia; Rodentia; Octodontidae
Gene: Timeless
Product: timeless circadian regulator
Exons: 29
Coding region: 148-3789 (1213 amino acids)
Biological process (GO): replication fork arrest; DNA replication checkpoint signaling; DNA repair
Cellular component (GO): replication fork protection complex
Molecular function (GO): DNA binding
Source: RefSeq, a predicted model, not a curated record